Messenger RNA from Hippocampus zosterae (dwarf seahorse), 4668 nucleotides. It is a transcript of the gene pak5, whose product is annotated as p21 protein (Cdc42/Rac)-activated kinase 5. Gene Ontology annotation, cellular component: cytoplasm. Gene Ontology annotation, biological process: regulation of MAPK cascade; protein phosphorylation; intracellular signal transduction. NCBI's taxonomy places the organism in Eukaryota, Metazoa, Chordata, Actinopteri, Syngnathiformes, Syngnathidae. Gene Ontology annotation, molecular function: ATP binding; protein serine/threonine kinase activity. Bases 1341 to 3590 code for a protein of 749 amino acids. The record is from RefSeq and is a predicted model, not a curated record. The transcript is spliced from 12 exons.
UAAAGUUGCAGUUAUAAUGAAUUUGUUCCUCAAAUUUAAAUUUUCCAAAUUGUUUAAAUGCAUUGUAAAAAAACUGUCAACCUUCAUCUUUAUGUCCUCCUGAUGACAAACACAGCACUCUUUUUUUCCCCUGACAAAAGGGAGGGAGGGCUUCUCACCGGGCUAUCAAUAUUACAUGAUUAAGUUGAGCCUUUAAUGUGAAAUAAUGGUCGCGAGAAGCAUGAGGCUUUCAAAGACACACGUUGCUUUUAGCUCAGAAAAACCACCAGAAGCAAAUGUUAUUUUUAAAAUGUAAGGUAUCUGUGUGUGGCGAUGUGACCAUGCACCACAAACAGUGUAGGAUAGAGGGAUGGAUGGAUAGACACUUUAUUCAUCCUGUGAGCAAGCUUCAAACAGUAUGUAGGGUAUCAUCCAAACGCACUGAUCCCUUGAAAGAAAAUGUGACACGAGUCUGUAUCCAGUAUUUUUGGUGCUUAAUGUCAAUACCCCCCCCAUCCUAUCGGCAUCAAUAGCAUUGCUGUCGAAAAUGUACUUUACUGGGUUAAUGUGACAUUUUUGGCUUGGUGGAGUGCCAGGAGAUUUUUUUUCCCAAUGUCAAAUACGUUCCUUGGCUCAGUGAAGCUUGUGUGAUACAUGGUGCUGGAACCCCAACGCAGUGUUUCGAUGGCCGUCAGUGACCAUAAUUCUCCUCAGCACUCGGCAAGCUUCCAGGCUGUGUCACGGCCACUGACCGGACUAGCUGUUUCCUUCGGUGGCAUCUAUCGUAUCUUCUCCGCGAGGCCAUUUGUCCUAGCCUAAGAGGAAACGACAUCACUUUGCCACAACUCGCAUCCUCGCGUGUCACGUCCGCGGGAUGCUCGACAGUGCAAGAAGAGAGGGUGGUUAGUUCGGGAUGCGGCCGGGUCAGACGGAGUUAAGCAAACAAUGAAAGCAGAAUGGGAUGGGCCCGGGCUUUAGCUGUCUGGCCGAGCCUUGGCGUUCGAGCCGGGCCACUGGCAUCAACGUUUUUUUUAGUCUCGCAUUGGGAGUUAUCAGAGCAUGUAGGCACAAACGCAGUCACGGGCUUGUCGUCGUAGUAACGACAUCUCUCUUGGGGGGCUGCUAAGAGUCCGCGAGCUAUCCUGAAUCAUCACUUGUACCGACGCCCCCGCCAUCCCCAAGGGAUUCCAAGGCUCGUUGUUUUUUUGUGGUGGAUAAUGGAGCCAUUAGAGAUGCACUUAUGGUCCAGCAUGUGACCAGGAUCUGAGUGCAUCGGAGCAUUUGGCCAUGGCCUACCUCCAGCACUUGACUGGUUCAAAGACACUGGGCAUUUGUUACUAGGUUUGUCAGGGCUUUCCAGCAUGUUCGGUAAGAAGAAGAAACGGCUGGAGAUCUCGGCCCCAUCCAAUUUCGAGCACCGGGUCCACACGGGCUUCGAUCCACGGGAGCAGAGGUUCACGGGGCUGCCGCAGCAAUGGCAGAGCCUCCUGGCCGACACCGCCAACCGGCCAAAGCCCAUGGUGGACCCCUCCUACAUCACCCCCAUCCAGCUUGCACCCAUGAAGAUAUCUCCCAAGAAGGUCCGGCUGUCCGAAACGCCCAAAACAAUCGUGCGGGGGAACCGGCCCCCCAAAGACGCAUCCAUCAAUGGCCUGCUGGAGGAGUUUGACAACAUCUCUGUGACGCGUUCCAAUUCAUUGCGAAAGGAGAGUCCACCGGGCGCUCACCAGGCGGGCGCUGGCUCCAGGACCUCAGCGGGCGCCCAUGCCGGCGGCCCAGAGGAGAAUGGCUUUGGCCACUAUUACUCGCGCUACUCUUGCGAUCUGGACACCUCCGGGAGCCGGGACUACUCUCUGGACAAGCCCGGCUUCUCUGCUGACGGCGAAUGGGCCCUGGGCCGCCAUUACCGCUUCACCAAGCACAACGGCCAUUCGCACCACAUCCGCAGCCCCUUCUACCCGGACGCCAUGCCCCAAAAGUCGGACUAUGGCAAGCUCCCGCCAGACUACCACACCUACCUGGAGAGCAAGGGGCGCUCCAUCGACGAGGUGGCGUCCACGGUGGGGAGCGGGGUGGGUUCCAGUGGCUACUACCGGGCGUCGGUGGGCGGCUCGUCCAGCCAGGACUACCGGGACACGUCGGUGGGAACCCCGUCCCGUGCCUCCCUUCAUAGCGAGCAGAUCAACUACCCCGACAGCGAGUGGAGCUACGGUGGCAUGCGGGACGACUACGACAAGAGGCCCAAGAGCUCAUACGUGAUGCAGACCAGCCCCAUGCCGGCCAUCAGACAGAGGUCUCGCUCGGGGUCCGGUCUCCAGGAACACAAUGUCCCCUAUGUGGCGGGUGGUCCCUUCAAGAACCCUGCCCAAGCCCACCCAUACAGCUCAUACACCUACCCACGCCUGUCAGAGAGCCUCGCCGCCUCACAGACCAUCAACAAGGGUGACUACGAGCGUCCGUCGCGGGACGGCAGCCCCCACGCAACGGCCGGAGACACCUACCCCCGCGGGCCCCUCAAGCUACCUCAGAACCACGCCAAGCCCCCCGGCUACCCGCCCAUACACCUGCCCUACCCGCCCGUCUUUCACCAUUACAAGCCGUCGCCCUACCACCAUCCGCCCUCCCAGCCUAGCCCGCCAUACACCCCACAGCCAUCGUCACCCUACAUCCCCCCGGGGGCGUACCCUCCUCCCUCGUGGGGCUCCAGCUCUGACACUCAGCCCUCCAGAGUGUCGCACGAGCAGUUCCGAGCCGCACUGCAGCUAGUAGUCAAUCCAGGUGACCCCCGUGAAUACCUGGACAGCUUCAUCAAGAUCGGUGAGGGCUCCACAGGCAUCGUGUGCAUCGCCAACGAGAAAAACAGUGGAAAACAGGUGGCUGUCAAGAAGAUGGACCUGAGGAAGCAGCAGAGGAGGGAGCUGCUCUUCAAUGAGGUAGUUAUCAUGAGGGACUACCACCAUGAGAACGUAGUGGACAUGUACAAUAGCUACCUGGUGGGAGACGAGCUGUGGGUGGUCAUGGAGUUCCUGGAGGGAGGGGCGCUCACUGACAUCGUCACACACACCAGGAUGAACGAGGAGCAGAUUGCUACGGUGUGCUUGUCGGUGCUGCGUGCCCUGUGCUACCUUCACACGCAAGGUGUCAUCCACCGAGACAUCAAAAGUGAUUCCAUCCUUCUCACCAGCGAUGGACGGAUCAAGCUGUCCGACUUUGGCUUUUGUGCCCAAGUGUCCAAAGAGGUGCCCAAGAGGAAGUCACUGGUAGGGACACCAUAUUGGAUGGCGCCGGAAGUCAUCUCCAGACUGCCUUAUGGAACAGAGGUAGAUGUGUGGUCGCUGGGCAUCAUGGUGAUUGAAAUGGUAGAUGGUGAGCCCCCGUACUUUAACGAGCCCCCCUUGCAAGCCAUGAGGAGGAUACGUGACAACCUGCCUCCGCGACUAAAAGAGUUGCAUAAGGUGUCAUCGGUGCUGCGUUCCUUCCUGGACCUGAUGCUGGUACGCGAGCCUUCCCAGCGAUCCACCGCACAGGAGCUUCUCCAGCAUCCCUUCCUCAAACUGUCGGGACCACCGUCCUGCAUCGUGCCCCUCAUGAGACACUACCGCCACCGCUGAAAACACACACACACACACACACACUUCGGUGGUGACUGCCAUCCUGCCCACCCAUUGUCAAAACUGAUUCCUCUUGUAACCGUGACGUAGAUUAGUUAACCGACAGACAUGCAAAAACAACUAUGAGGAAAUUAUGGAACUCUGAAGCGGACUCCUGUUGUUUUAGGCCUGUGUGGGCGAAUAACUACCCACACUCCAGCUGCACAUGUAUUUUCAGAGCAACUUGUAAGAUUGAGUGUACAGUUUUGAUAACUUUGAGUAUUUGAUGGUGUGGUAGCCAUUGUGUUUGGAGCAGUAUUCAGUAGACCUUCCUCAGCUUUAUAAUUUAUGAAAACAUUUUUUCAUAAACAAAUGUAUAUAAACACACACACACACAAAUACACAGAUCUAGAUCUGACGAUAUACAGCUACUGUACUGUCGACUGAUCUCGAUCUCUAGAUCUACAUAUUUUGAUAUACACACAUAAACAUGAAAAAUUCCAAAUAUCCCACUUUAACCCACCUGUUACUAUAAAAAGAAGCAACUAAAUAUAUAUUACCACUAUCCAUCUUUGUAGACAGAACUUCAAAACUUUGGGCAAAAAAGGGUAAGUUAAGGCAUUUUCUAUGAGCUUUUUAAAGUAUUUAUUUAUUGCAAUUCAUUUUUGUCAAGUGUGGCCUUUUUUUCUUUUUUUAAUCAGUCAUUUUAUUGUUUAAAUUAUUGAAUGAACAAGAAACCCAGCGGUCGAUAACGAUCUCUUCAAAUACACUCAAAUGCAAUGAAACUGUGACUUCACUUUGUUUUUGUGUCAAGACAUUAAUGGACAUUUAAAUGAUUGAAUGAUAAUUUAUGAAUAGGAUUACACAUUUUAUGAUCUUGUCAAUUCAACACAAAAAUAAAAACCCUUUGAAACGUUUUUUUCACUAAAAUAAACAUGAAUACUGUACCAAAUAGAUAAUAAAAAAAGACCAUUGAUGUCACAUGAAUGUUGUGGACAAAAAAAAAAAAAGACACUUUGGCAAAACUCGAUCAUUGCGGUCGGGCAGAAUCCUCACUCUUUAGUGAGCCAACGCAGCAUCGUUCACCUCGAAACUAUAC